This is a messenger RNA of Oreochromis niloticus (Nile tilapia), 12108 nucleotides long. It is a transcript of the gene zmat3, whose product is annotated as zinc finger, matrin-type 3. The transcript is spliced from 6 exons. The record is from RefSeq and is a predicted model, not a curated record. Gene Ontology annotation, molecular function: zinc ion binding; nucleic acid binding. Bases 106 to 1593 code for a protein of 495 amino acids. NCBI's taxonomy places the organism in Eukaryota, Metazoa, Chordata, Actinopteri, Cichliformes, Cichlidae.
CCCCUCGGGUGAGAGCCGCGGCGUCUGAGCGUUGGUAGGGACUGUCAUCCUGCCUGGCUGCCCGGUUUUUUGGAGAGGAGAAGUUGGCAGAGGGAUGUUCCUGCGAUGAUGGCGCUGCAGCUUAAGAGCGGGGAUGCCGCGUACUACCAGAGUGCAGAAUACUGCAGAAACUACACUUCGCCGCCUGUCAGCUACGGUGACAGCAGCCAUUAUCUCGCCCGAUUACCAGGUCCAGAAACCAUGUUGAAGCCUCCCCUGAGUCUCUUCAGCCAUCCCCAGCAGCCUUUCCAACACAUGGAUUCUCUACAUCAGUUGGGACCCCCACCAAUGGCACCUGCACACCCUCUUGGUCCACCACCCAUUGCCCCCGCUCAGUCUAUUGGACCUCCAACUAUGGCUCAUGGCCAGAGUCUAGGCCCCCCUCCCAUAAAUGCACCUCAUACAUUAAGGCCUCCUCCCAUUACCCCGCCACACACUUUAGGCCCCCCUCCAAUGCCUCCAGCUCAGUCAUUGGGGCCUCCACCAAUGGCACACACCCUGGGGCCCCCACCAGUAGAUCACACACAAGCAAUAGUGCCUCCAACCAUGGACCUUACACAGCAGCUGGGGCCUCCACAUAUGAACCCUGCACAAGCACUGGUGCCUCCACCUGUAGUGGCACCAACAGCAGGUCGAUUUCCCCUCCCUCCCAGCCCCUUGUCCUCACCUCCUGCUCCCGGCCCUGACCCGUCACAGAUGCCCCCAAGGCCCCUAGGACCAGCCCUCAUCCCAGCUCCAGUGUCCAGCCUCAUCUGCGGUCCACUCCCAGGCCAGGCAGCCCCAACGAGUGAGCAGCCCCAGGAUGAGGGCUCCUCGCUGGGGACAGAGGAGCAGGAGGACUCUCUGGGACUAGAAGAACUGUGUAAACCGCUGUACUGUAAACUCUGCAACGUUACCCUCAACUCUGCUCAGCAGGCACAGGCUCACUACCAGGGAAAGAACCACAGUAAAAAGCUACGAAAUUUCUAUGCCGGCAGUCAGCAGCCACCGGCCAUCAGGAUCCCAGAAGCCCUCGAGACGGCGGGCCAGACGGCCCUGAGCUCAGGGUCCAGCGACAGUGAUGCAGGCAGGCAGGCGCUGUAUAAGGGGGCGCCCCGGGUCAUCUUGGCCACAGAGAAUGACUAUUGUAAACUGUGCGACGCUUCCUUCAGUUCACCAGCAGUUGCGCAGGCCCACUACCAGGGCAAGAACCAUGCCAAGAAACUACGGCUGGCUGAGGCCCAACAGAACUCGAGUACCAUGGAAAGCAGCAAUGAGACAACUCCAAGAAGGAACAGGAAAGAUGGCAGUGAGUACCGGCUGGUGAAAAACCGUCGCAGCCCACAAGUACCCGCCUCCAUGCCAGGGCCGUACUACAACCCCAGACCGAGGCAGCGCAUCCCCCGGGACUUGGCCAUGUGCGUGACUCCCAGCGGACAGUUCUACUGCUCUAUGUGCAACUGCGGAGCCGAGCAGGAGACGGACUUCAGGCAGCAUUUGGAGAGCAAGCAGCACAAAGCAAAAGUGUCGGAGCUAAGAUACCGCCAUGAGAUGGAGAACCUCGGCUACAGCUAAGAGACACAAGAGGGGAAGGGAAGAGAACAUGUAAAGAGUACAAGAACGCAGGGCAGGAAACUGAAAAUACUGCCAUACUUUUGAAGAGCAUAUUUAGUGGAGUGAUUACAUCAAGUUCUUUUUGCACUUAAUUUGAUGUAUGGAUUAAACAUAUAAUCUUUCGAUUUGAUAGGAAAUAUAUAAAUAGAGGUGGCUGGUUGUGGCUCAGGUGGUAGAUCAGAUUGUCCACAAAGUGCAGGGUUGACAGUUUGAUCCCUAUUUCCUGAUAGACAGCCCAGCUUUUCGUGUCCCAUCUGCUCUGAUACAGGAGGCUAAAAUUGGAUUCCAUUAAUCCUUGUAUUGCUCUAGAAAGUGUGUAUUUAAUCAGCUCAUAACAUGCAGAGGAAAAAGUAGAUUUUUAGUCUUAAAACUUUGAACAAAAAAAAAAAAAAAAUCUGUUUUCUAGCCACAGAAUCAGACUACAUUUUUAAGCCAUUACCCUUUCUUAUACUUUUUGCUCCAGUUCCUCCAAAGCUUUAAGUGGGUUACAUUCUGACUCAGGGCACCGGUACAUGCAAAAGAAAUGCAAAGAAAUCUGAAAGAGGGGAAAUCAGGGUUUUGUUUUUUAGGCAGAAAGUCAGGUGGACACGAGAGGAGGCUCAAGAAGCCUCAGCAAAGACAAAGAUGCGCAGAAAACUUGUAAAGUACAAAAAUGCAGACAAGGAUGAGUGAGGGGGCAAUUACUUUAUCUUAGAAAAACUUGGGAAAACAACCACUGAGUUAUAGUUUGAGAUGAUUUUUUAAACUCUUACGAGUAAUUUAGCCCUACAGGUACUUUUUAUAGGCCCUGCAGCAGGGACUGCGGGGGGAAACUUACCACAGAGCCACACGGGACACAAAUUCAGCAUCUUUACAACCAAACAGAUGUAAUAAAAUCCAAAGCACUACUUGCUAAUUUUAAAAAAAAAAGCACAAUGAACUUCACCUAAUGAAACAGUGUUAUAUAAAACUGUGAGCCUUAGCUGACUUCUUACUUGUCCUGAGGUGUGUAUCAGGCUGAAGGCUCUUGCAAGCCUUGCUGGUGCCUUUGGAGGAAGUUAGGCUAAAGAGUAAGCUUUGGCUAGCCAUUUUGGCAAUAUAGUAAAAAACCAAUCUGUCACAUUGAUUGGAUUUUUCUGUAUUCACAAAUGUUAUGUAAAUAUUCUUAAUAUUGCAUUAUAGAUGUAAAUAGACUAUAGUAGACAUGAAUCCUAUUGAUUAUUUGAUCAGUGUUAGCUCACCAUCUGUUGUAAAUCCUCAUAAUCUAUUUAACAACUAUCAGGAAUCUUGUAAGUGUGCACUGAGUGGAUGUCUUCUUUAUGAGCACUGUAUGUUUGUGUGUGGAUUUCACUGUAGGCCCUCCGUACCACUUUGGAUGGCGCCUUUGUAAGUAACUCUGGCACCGUCAGUUCUGGUUAAAAAGCUGCUAGUUUCAUCGUUUUUACUUUGAAAGGAAGGAGAGCAGAGUGCCAGCAGAGGCUGCCGCUAAGGGGCGAAACAUGCUUUGAUGACAAGAACAAGACAAAAUUUUCCUCUUGAAAAACGUUCAAACGCGCAAACGCAUUCACUCAAGACGCUUUCAAACCGAACGCACUUAACUCUAAACUUCAAAUUGACUCCCAAAUUGCAGCGCUCCUGGAUGUUUCUGCUUGUGAGACAUGUCAUUUAAUACCCCCAGUCUUGAUUCCCAGAGGGGAUGUACGCAGGUUUUACUGCAGUGUGUGCAACGACUGCUAAACAGUAACAUGGACUCUGCCGCAAUGUUUUUUUUCUUUGCUUUGGCCUGUUUGUGUUGUUUUUUCCACAUACGAGGAGAUCCAGCUGUGUUCCUGUUUGGCCCAUUCUGGAAAAAAAAAAAAGUUAUAUAAUUGAAGUUAAAUUGGAUUAACUGUUCCAGUUUAAUGGUCCUGAGCUGAACACAGCAAGUUGUCACAAGGCAUUCAAAGUCUAUAGUCACAUUUAAAAUUGCUAAAAAAAUAAGUGCUGUCUUUUAUGUUGACUGCUACACAUAUCGAUGAUAGUGAAGGGGUCACAAAAUGCACAUAUUCAAACAGAAAAGCUUGUCGUUUACAGAACAGUGUUUCUAUUUUUUCAUUGUAACGGUGAAAAGAUUAUCAGCAUACACCUGCGUUUCUUUCAGUGUUCAAAAAUCAAUAAUUUGUUUUUGAAAAGACGAGAAAAACCUUCACUUUAAAUCUGCUUUUGCGACCUUUUAUGCAGAGGAAACAAAAAAACCAUUCCCCAGUAAUUAAAUCAGUCUGAUCAGUUCAUAUAAUUAGAUGAGCUGGAAAGCGGAAUUGAAAGCAGCAUCCUGGCCUUCUCUUUGCUCGGCUUUGUUUGCUGCAGGGAGAGGCAGCUGCUCACAUCUUAUAUUUGUCUCCAGAGCACAAAUACACACACUUGACCACACACGAGGAUGCUCGGGAGAAUAGCACUGUGAGGACAAAGCGCUGUGGCAUUUUGGGGGAUUAAAACACAACAGCAAGGCAGAGCUAGAGGGACGCACAAGCAGAAGGCGUUCAAAAUAAAGUGCUCGCCUGUUUAUUAGCCCACCUUGCCGCACAGUUUAAUGAAACGGGAACAAAAAGCCGUGGGUGAGCUAGUCUUGCGCGUUGAGGCAGAGUUGCAGUCUGUUAAUAGCUCUCCUCCUCCUAGAAAUAACACGCUUUGUCUUACAUGAAAGCGCUGGGAGCAUUACCUUUUAUUACGCUGACAGGCUCUUGGACUCAAAAUGAGAGUCACACUCCAGUGCAGCUAUUGAACACCUUCUGCAAGUGCAGGAAAUAAUAAGCUGCAGAGGAAUGGAGAAACGAGGAGAUCACAGGAAGCUAGUGGGCUCCUACAAACAGCUUAAAGAUCCAGACAGAAAUGUUCACAGUGGAGCGUUUGGACCCCUUUCUGUGAUAAUUCCACCUGUUUUGUGGCUUUUUUUGUAGAGGUGAAUUCUUUGACAGGUAGGGAUCGGUAUCAUGGCGCUGUUACGCUUACACAUAUUGUUGUUAUCCUGCAUCUUAUUCAUUAACUUUACAUUAACCCAUGGUCACACAAUCAAGUUAAUUUCAUGUGGGCUGUAGGCUGCCAGCAUACGUGACACAUGUGGCUCAGUGGCAGGUGAACUAGUGGAAAACUACAUAUUCCUGCCAGCGUGUGCGAGAUCUCUGUCGUUUUUCCCCCACGAAGAUGAUUUGAUGACCUUCUCUGUAGCCUUCAUGUUGAGAUUUGACACCUCAGUGUACAUCAGUAAAGACGUGGUUGAUGACCAUUAGAACAGUUUGCAGGUUUUUCCAAAGGUAGCUGCACAGGCAGAGACCACCGUCACUAACCUCUGAUGCACACCCAGUCAUUUUGUUCUAUAAGCACCCCUGAAAUAUGACAGAAAGAGCUUCAGGAUUCAGGGAUAAAUAAAAUGUCACAACAGUUGUGAUUCGGCGUUAUAUAAACAAACCUGAACUAAACUGAAUUUAAAUCUUGGAGCUAAUGUUUAAUUUGCUCUGGUAGAAUGCGUCUGCCAUCCCCCAACUUUCAAAUAGAUUUCCACCUGAUCUUGUCUGUGCCAGUCCAAUUACAGCAAAUACAGGGCGGGUUUAAUGCAGUGACUCACCCCUCUGAACGCUGUAAUCACUUUACACUUUUCCCUCAACAUGACGCCACACGUUGCUCUGAGUGUUUACAGGUCUAAUUGCAUCCAGGAGCAUUGAAACAGACUAAUUUGCAUAAGCACACGUCGUAGGUGAUGCCAGGCUAAUUAUCUAGUAAUCUAAUUAUCUAGUAUUGUAGAAAGGUUGGCGUUAGCUCCAGGGCCUGAACCUCUGGCUCAAAGGUCAGCGUGCACAGGAAAUAAUAGGAAACAAUCUGUGUCAGUGUGUACGCACCGAUUGAUAUGUCGCACGAGUCGGGUCUCAAGAGGAUUUACAAGGACUUACAAGUGUUUGUAAUCAACAUUUGAUUCUAAAACGUCUGUUUUCUUUUCAAGAGCUUAAAAAAUGGCAAAAUUAUUGUUUAGCAGGAAAAUCUCAGAAGCAGAAGGGUCUUGCUGAAAAUAAACUAUUAAGCCUGAAAAACAUGGCAAACACAAUUUGCACUUAAUGAGCUGAAACACAGCAGCCCACCAGUUAAGUGCUCCUUUUACACAAGACUAUUUUUGGAAGGAUAUUGUAGCACUGAAACGUUUUUAUGUUGUUUUUUGUUGUUUGUCUUUUGGGGUUUUUGCAUCAGAGGAUUUCUAUUAAUUGGACAAAUGUUUCACACAGACAAAGGCCAAAAACGUAAAUAAAUAAAAACACUGUGGGAAAUAAAUGUAUUUACAUCAACAUAUGUCCAUUAACUGGUACAAAUGAUUUAAAUUGGACUGUUUAGUUAUUAUUUGGUAUGUUAAUGUGCGGAAACAGUUCAAAUAUCUGGGGCACUGUAUCCAUUUUUAUUCUAUGUUUACUUGUUAGAAACUAUAGAGAAUGUGAGUACAAUAUACUUAAUAAUUAUUGGUUUCACUUAUCUAUUUGCGGCUCUACUUCAGCAGCACAGGUUAAUAAGUUAAACUUCAGUGCUUCGCAGUAAAUGACAGAGUGUGUUACGUAUCGCACUGUAUAAAAUGUAUCUGGUUUAUUUUGUGCAUGAGUACAGUCAUACCUAAUAAUUGUUAAUAAUUUCUACCACUGGCUGAGACUAUAAGGCUGCUGUUCAGGAGUAUUUAAUGAAGUUUACACAGCUGGAUGUUUGGAAAUGUCUGUGUGCUGUGUUGCAAAAUGGUCCUGGAAAAGAAAUCCCAAGUUUGCACUGAAUAUAAAAAUACACUGAUGUUUAUUUAGCAAAUGUGUUCUACCAUAUGUUGUUUAGUUCAAGUGAAGACUUUGUUGUCAUUAUUUGCCUCUAAUGAACUCCUGUGCUAAAAUUUACAAAGUGAGAAGCCAAAGCUGUUGCAAAUGUGUGUGAUAUUUAUAAUUUCUGUGUGUUUUAUCCAUGCGCUGGACUGUUGGACUGAGCAGAUGAAGGUAGAUGGGCAACACUGUGCGGUUAGGUAGAAAUCCUUGACUCAAAUGCUGUUUUUCAUGCUGAAUUAUAUGGUGGCCCAGAAAGGUCAAAUGCCCUGCAAGUUAGGAAAACACCGGCAAAUAGAAGAAAAAAAUGAUGCAAAAGCACACAAAACACAACAAAUGUUGAAUAAAACACCAAUAGAAAAAAAAAAUUAACAAUUCACAAUGCAAGUGUUUCUCGGAAGACAAGAACAUGACCGAAGAUCUGAAGAAGUGACAGAAAUCAAAAACGUGAAAGACUGCACUGAGACCUCUUUAAAAGAAAUGAAGGAUUCUUAUGAGGGAGAAAAAGAUCCAAGGUAAUGUGUGUUUUAACUGGCUCAUAUAAUACUGUAGCUGCAUGUUUGCUAUUAGCUUUUAUUGUUAGCUUGUCACUUCUGCAGUUGGUCCAUCAGGUUAUUGUCUCCUCAAAACUCCUUCAAACUGCUUCCCCUUUUUUUGUUAAGGUUCUGCUGCGUUUUUUCUAUUUCCGUAGAGUUUUCUUUGGUUUUACUGAUGCCACUGCAGAAUUAGGUGAACUGGGGUGUCUAAUUUUAAAGACACCAUGUUAAUGGGCACAAAAAGUGAAAGACUUCAUCAAAAACACUAAAAGGUUUCCUCAGGUCAGGUCAGGUCUGGUGUCUGGAUAGAACUAGAUCCAAAUGGAUGGCUUACCAUUAUCCGAAACACUUUUUCAGUUUAGCUGCACAUACAGGCACACAGUUGGGAUUAGUUAGCCAUGCUCACCAGUGGCGCUACGCCAUUGAUUUUCAAAUGAGGGCAACAAACACAUAAUAAGGAUUCUUCACAAAAAAUGGGAGACAUUUCAACUUGUUUUUACAGCUGGAUCUCCAGAGAAAGGAAAAGUUUUGUGAGUCCUUUUUUUUUAAAAACUUUCAUUCUGAGACUUUGAUUCAACUCUUGUGUCUGUGCUAUAGAUCCAAGAGGUAAUUAAAUUAGCCCAACAUACAAACAGCUCCCCAGGCUUUGUUCAAAGCUCUGUAACCCAACACCUUUAAAACUAAUUACUACAUACACAUGCUGCUGUGCACACAGUCUCCUUCAUGUUUUUUGUGAUUUUAGUCUGACUUAUGUAGUGGAACUACAUUUUUGCCAAACUACUUUUAAUCACAGUUUUCUGCAGCUCUCUGCUCUGACGGCUGCCUAGCAGCUCACGCUGACACCACUCUGAGCACACACCAGUUCCAGACUGUGGUUACAGCCCAUAACUCCCAAAGAAACCACACGCAGUUAAGGGUCUUUCUUGACCUUUAGCUGUUAUAAGCUAAAACUUGUUUUUAAGAUCUUUCACAGAUUCGUCACAAGCAGUUUGUUAUCACAGAACAAAUCUCAGCUUACUUACGUUUAAGCACUGAGACAAUAUCCAAACUCUAGAAGUUGCCAGAAAAGCUGACAUCUGUUAACCAGUAAACUUUAAAAUUACUGGUAGAUACAGUUAGAGACAGGCUAACCAUCUGACUGUGUUUUCAACCAUUUAAGCUAAGCUCCUGGUCCCAGCUUCAAUUCUGUCACUCAGAUAUGCGAGUUUUCUAAAUGUUCUGAUGAAACUAUCAGCCAGAAAGUGAGCAAUCAUAUUUCCCAGAAUCCUAGUCUUGUAUAUUUUCUUCCAUUACUAUAUUCGAUUUUUAAUAAUUAAAAUAGGUUAGGCUUGCCUCAAUCAUAAGUCUAUGUACGGGCGAUCGUGGCUCAAGGGUUGGGCGGUCGUCUUGUAAUCGGAAGGUUGCCGGUUCGAGCCCCGGCUUGGACAGUCUCAGUCGUUGUGUCCUUGGGCAAGACACUUCACCCGUUGCCUACUGGUGGUGGUCAGAGGGCCCGGUGGUGCCAAUGUCUGCCUCUGUCAGUGCUACAGUGUGGCUGCAAAGUAGCUUGCCAUCACCUGUGGCAAGAAGCCCAUUUACCAUUUAUGUAUCCUGACUGAUUCAGUCUCAUGCACUGGCAGAAUUCAGGACCCACCUUCAUUUACAGUGUGGGGUCCCCCAAACCUCCCAUAAUGCUCCUGUAAUCUCCUUGAAAACCUCAGCGUACUUUUAGUGCCUCUAAACAGUGUUGCCAAUAUACCACUGACUGACUGACUGACUGAAUGGAUGCCUGAAUAACUUGUGUGUGUGAGGGGAGGGGGGUGUUCUGACAGAUGAAUAAAUGUGGCGAUCACUAUAAUGGAUCUAAGCUAAUGAUUAUUACAGUGAAUUUGUGUCUCAAGCUUUCUCUUCCACGACCCAGCUCCUACCGCUCCAGGGGAAAUAAAUGUUCUCUUAGUUGAUGCUGUUAUUGACUCACAGGGAGAAGACGCUCCUCCAUAGCCUAGUUUCCACUGCACUGAUAACCAGGCCUUACUCAUUAUUCUUGAUAUUACUUCUGCCAGGAAAGCUGUUUCUGUGCCCCUGGUAUUGUUUAUCUGUCAGCGGGAUAUCACAAAAAAACUAUGAACAGAUUGCCGGAAAUGUGGUGCGCAGGCCGUUAGCACAAGUCGUUAGCUUUCAUCAAGGAUGGGAUGGCUCUUUCAUCUGUUCGUUCUUUUGUUUUUGUUCUUUUUAAAACUGUGAUGAUGAUUUGUGAAACAGCGUUUUAAAAAAAGUUUUACUCGGCAUUAAAACAGCGAUAUUUACAAUUCAUUAUGAUAAAUGCUAAGCUAUGCAGUGCUACUUCACAUCAUUGCAUCAGUGGUCCUAGAAGACUCAAGAGGGAUUUGCUUCAAACUGACAGCUCAGCACACAACUGACAGUCAGCUCAGUGAGACAUCAGUAUGAAUCUGACUGAACCAACUACCAUCACUCAGGGCUGUUAUUGGUCUUUGGUUCUGAUGUGUGCGUGCAGUACUGUGCAAAAGUCUUUAGCAACUCCUCUUUUUUUUAAUGUUUUGCUUCCAAGGAGCCAGACUUUCAUAUCAGUUUUAAAGUGGUCUCCAGCAACAGUUCUCCAGGCUUUUUUCAAAGUUAUCCUUUGGACAACUUUGAAACUACUACUACUGAAAACCUGACUAAUUGCAGCAUGGUGUGCAGUUCUCAAACAAAUAGAAGAACCUGGACUAAUGGAGGACAAAAGAAGAUCCAGGAAGCCUAAAAACUGUCUAUAGCAGAUGAUCAUUACCUAAAUGUCAUGUCCACAACAUAAAAUAAAUCCAGCAAAAGCCUGACCUGAGAGAUAUAUCUGGGGCUGGAGAUGAUCCAUGAAAGCUUCUUCAGUAAUUCAGUUCAAAGAAUUGGCCUCGCCAGUUGACAGACCUCAACUAAUGAAUUUUUAAAAAGACAGAAGCGUCAUUGUCAGUAUGAAUUCAUGAUACUUUAUAUUAUAUUUUUAUUAAAUAAUAAUACAAUUUUGAAUAAAUAAAUAAAUAAUAUAUAUAUUUAAAACCCCAAUGCAAGGGGUCAAAGUUGUCACAGUGAGAAUUUUUGCGUGUUUGAAAAUGUAUAAAGUCAACUGGCAGCUUCUUCCUUAAUCUCACAUUGUCCCAGAAUUGUAAUACAUGUCAGUUAUAACAUCUGCUAAUUGUUCUAUAUCAACAAGAUUAAAAAAUUAAAUGAGCCGUUGCCUCACAGCAAGAAGGGGUUAGACUCCACCAUCUCACCGUUCCCUUUCUGUAUGGAGUUUGCCUGUUCUCCUGUGCUUGUGUGGGUUCUCCCUGGGUACUCUGGCUUCACGCAGACAUGGAGUUAGAUUUGCCAGUAGGUGUAAAUAUGAGUGUCAAUAGUUGUCUGUCUCUUUGUGUUAGCUGGUGAAACUGUCCAGAGUCUCUCCCUGUGGCUGCUGGGAUAAGCUGCAGGACCCCAGAACCCUGAAGUGGAAAAAUGUAAAGGUCUGUAGGUCCAGCAAAUACAUGUUUCGACUAAUUUCUAACAUUGAAAACUAGAUAGAUAUACAUGAUCAAGAAAACAAAGACUCUCUUUGGUUUGAUCCUUCAUUGAAUAGUCACUUAUUCUAUUAUAGGUGUCUUCUUUUUGACAUAAAGUAUAACGGAUUAUGCAAUGCCUGCCAAUGCAUACAGUGUGUGAAACUGGUGGGCUGCAGGCAUUUAAAAGGUUUAAUUUUGAGGUCCGUGUUGCCUCCAUUGGCCUCAUCUGGUUUUAUUCACCUGUUCAGUUCCAGGAAAGAAGAUUUCUAUAUUAUUUACUCACUAUGCAGUCUUUCUCCUCAUUUUAUUUGAGCUUGUUUUGUUAAAUGACUGCUCUAUAUAGUUCAGUAGAAACAUAUAACUUGUCUUUUAUAGUCCUUGACAUGAUUAUUUUCUGAGUGCCUCUUCAUUUGCUGUUUUUCCCUCAGAAGAACCACCAAGAGGCUUGUCAAGUACAAAUACAAGUGCAGCAGGAGUUCCAGGCCACCAGGGCUCCUGCUGCAACAGUUUGCCUUAGAAAAGCAAAGUGUUGUUUAGACAUUUAUGAGGAAGUGAUGACCUCCCCCUGGGGUGGAAACGGGAUUUUCCUGGAAGAGACACAGAAAGUCAAACAUGCUGGCCUGAUAUACGAGACAUCUGUAGAUUUCCAGUUGUGCCUCGGGCAGCCUGGGGACGUGCAGCAGUGGUCUUUGUUCCAGUGUUGUGACAGAACAGUGCAAGAAUGGAGGGGGACGUUUCAAAAACAGGAAGUCGGUGAGUGUGAAGAAGCCAAAUGUUCAGGAUCUACCUGUAGCCUGCUGCUGCAAGGGAAAUGAGACAUGCAGUUCAAGGGUUAUAAGCUUAUCUCUUCUUCCCCACUGUCUGCUACACAGACUCACCUCUGCAAAAAUGAAGUAUACAGGACCACUAUGAGCCUUUUAACCUGCUUACAGCCUCAUGCUGUUCUCAACCUGUUUGGUCCUAAGGCACCAUUAGAGAUUAAACCAGAUCAUCAUGGCAUGCCGUAAUGAUUGUAAACACAUAUUAACCAAUCUCUAUUAGUGUAGCCUUUAUAUUACUGAACACAGAAAUUGGAGGUGUCAUAUACAAUAUUCUAAUUGUCUGGUAUGAACCGGAUGAUUUAAUAAUAAAAGAAAAUGUGUGCAUGAGUCUGGAGACCCACAUGUGCCAAAAUGAAUUAAACAAAUACAUGAAUCAAAAAGUAAGUAAAGAAAGUAGUGUCUUUAAUUUAUUAAAAUUUGAAAUAAAUAAUGGUCUUUUAAAUGAAAUGAAGUGACAUCUAAUUGUGUAUUCAUAUAUUUAUUUCAUUUAUCAUUUUAAUGAAUCAAUUACACAUUUAUUUAAUUAUUUAAUGAAUCUUAACUUAAUCUUUUGGAGUAAAAAAGGCUUUUUCCAGACUUUUGGUUUGACGAAACAAGACUGCUGGAAAUGUGGCUAUAGGUAGUAUUUGCUAACCACAGGCUUUAUACAUUACUUGAAAAAAAAACAAACAGUGGGAUUACUGACAGAGAAGACAACAAUGAGCUACAAUUAUAACAAGGGAGAACAUGUUUUACAGGCACAUACUGAGGACCUUAUGCUGUGAUUUUACAUAUGCAACAGUGAUAAAACGUGAGGUUAAGUCAAAGAAGAGUAAAA